Molecule: messenger RNA, 384 nt
Organism: Helianthus annuus (common sunflower)
Lineage: Eukaryota; Viridiplantae; Streptophyta; Magnoliopsida; Asterales; Asteraceae
Product: probable inactive heme oxygenase 2, chloroplastic
Exons: 2
Coding region: 1-384 (127 amino acids)
Biological process (GO): phytochromobilin biosynthetic process
Source: RefSeq, a predicted model, not a curated record
AUGUUUCGUAUUAGAUUAAAGGUUUUUGCUUUCUUCACAUCAUCAUCAUCGUCAUCAUCAUCAUACUCAUUAAAUCCCACCAGUAGCAAAGCUAAGGACGAAUCUUUGCCAAACAACCUGCUGCCGCCGGUGAAGAAGAAGCGGAACGCGUACCGGUGGCUCCGGCCAGGGGAAACGCAUGGGAUUACUGAAGAAAUGAGAUUUGUUGCGAUGAAAUUACGUGAGAAGAAGCUGGAACUUGAGACUGAUAAAUUGGAUGAGAGAGAAAGUGACAGUUCCGAUGACGAUGCCUCCGAUGAUCUGACGUGGGAGCCUGAAUUGGAUGGGUUUUUGAGGUAUUUGGUUGAUAGUGAAUUUGUUUUUAGAACGGUUGAGCGUGUAUGA